Molecule: messenger RNA, 933 nt
Organism: Moesziomyces aphidis
Lineage: Eukaryota; Fungi; Basidiomycota; Ustilaginomycetes; Ustilaginales; Ustilaginaceae
Source: the annotation of a GenBank genome assembly
AUGACGCCGAUGCCCAAAAUGACACCUCUGUCGGGCGCGCUCCGGGCUGCUCCCAAGCUCGUCUGCAUGCCGAUCGUUAUGUCCGUCCUUAUGUCCUUUCGGAUCGCCCCCAUCACCCGCACUCUCCCCCAAAACCUCACUGCCCUGCGCCAGUUUAGCACCUCCCUCAAGUCCAACAUGAAGCCCGUCCAACUCUACACCGCCGGCACGCCCAACGGCCAGAAGGUCUCGAUCAUGCUCGAGGAGAUCAAAGCCCUCAACCCUUCGUUCACCUACGAGACCCAUGCCAUCGACAUGAGCAAGAACGAGCAGAAGGAGGAGUGGUUUUUGAAAAUGAACCCCAACGGCCGAAUUCCAACUCUUCUGGACCCGAACAAUACCGCGACGGAGUCCGAGGGAUUUCCCGUCAUGGAAUCGCUCGCGAUCAUGCUCUACCUCGAGAAGCUCUACGAUGAUCAACAUGCCUUUUCAUGGCCCGACAGCGAUCCCAAAGCACAGAACUAUCGUUCGCAGGUACUCCAGUGGUCCAUUUGGCUUCAGUCUGGCCUUGGACCAAUGCAAGGGCAGGCGAACCACUUCCGAAUGCAAGCUACGGGCGACUCGAAGAACGUAGUCCCUUACGGACUGAAGCGAUACCACGACGAGACGGUAAGGCUCUAUGAGGUGUUGGAGCGCGGACUCGAGGGCCGCGACUACCUGGUGGGCGACGGCAAGGGCAAGUACUCGCUCGCGGAUAUGAUCACCUUCCCCUGGGCGCUGUGGUACCGCUUCGCCGGCAUCCGCAACGACGAAGUGGGCCCCAACGUCAAGGCCUGGAUCGAGCGAAUCAAGCAGCGACCUGCCGUCCAAAAGGGUCUGGCUGUUCCUAAACCCUCGGAACUCCUCAAGAACCUCGAAGACCCCAACUGGAUGCCUCCCAUGCCCGAGCUUUGA